Messenger RNA from Halichondria panicea, 1437 nucleotides. Its product is annotated as cysteine-rich, acidic integral membrane protein-like. The record is from RefSeq and is a predicted model, not a curated record. Lineage: Eukaryota; Metazoa; Porifera; Demospongiae; Suberitida; Halichondriidae. The transcript has 2 exons. Bases 1 to 1437 code for a protein of 478 amino acids.
AUGCAGCCUGGGCGCUGCAACUACGGACACUCCACCUACUGGCCUGGUCACUGCAACUACGGACACUCCACCUACAGGCCUAGGCGCUGCAACUAUGGACACUCCACCUACAGGCCUGGACGCUGCAACUACGGACACUUCACCUACAGGCCUGGGCACUGCAACUAUACGGACACUCUUCCUACAAGCCUGGGCACUGCAACUACGGACACUCCACCUACAUGUAACUACGGGCGCUCCACCUACUGGCCUGGGGGCUGUAACUACGAAUACUCUACCUACAGGUCUGGACGCUGUAACUACGGACACUCUACCUACAGGUCUGGGCACUGCAACUACGGACACUCCACCUACAGGCCUGGACGCUGCAACUACGGACACUUCACCUACAGGCCUGGGCACUGCAACUAUACGGACACUCUUCCUACAAGCCUAGGCGCUGCAACUAUACGGACACUCUUCCUACAAGCUUGGGCGCUGCAACUACGGACACUCCACCUACUGGCCUGGGCGCUGUCUGGACGCUGUAACUACGGACACUCCACCUACAGGUCUGGGCACUGCAACUACGGACACUCUUCCUACAAGCCUGGGCGCUGCAACUACGGGCGCUCCACCUACUGGCCUGGGCGCUGUAACUACGGACACUCCACCUACAAGCCUAGGCGCUGCAACUACAGACACUCCACCUACAGGCCUGGGUGCUGCAACUACGGACACUCCACCUACAGGCCUGGGCGCUGUAACUACGGACACUCCACCUACAUGCCUGGACGCUGUAACUACGGACACUCCACCUACAGGUCUGGGCACUGCAACUACGGACACUCUUCCUACAAGCCUGGGCGCUGCAACUACGGGCGCUCCACCUACUGGCCUGGGCGCUGUAACUACGGACACUCCACCUACAAGCCUAGGCGCUGCAACUACAGACACUCCACCUACAGGCCUGGGUGCUGCAACUACGGACACUCCACCUACAGGCCUGGACACUGUAACUACGAACACUCCACCUACAGGUCUGGGCACUGUAACUACGGACACUCCACCUACAGGCCUGGACGCUGUAACUACGGACACUCCACCUACAGGUCUGGGCACUGCAACUACGGACACUCUUCCUACAAGCCUGGGCGCUGCAACUACGGGCGCUCCACCUACUGGCCUGGGCGCUGUAACUACGGACACUCCACCUACAAGCCUGGGCGCUGCAACUACGGAUACUCCACCUACAGGCCUGGGCGCUGCAACUACGGACACUCCACCUACAGGCCUGGACGCUGUAACUACGGACACUCCACCUACAGGUCUGGGCACUGCAACUACGGACACUCUUCCUACAAGCCUGGGCGCUGCAACUACGGGCGCUCCACCUACUGGCCUGGGCACUGUAACUACGGGCGCUCCACUUCAAGAGGCUCCACCUCCAAGUACUAA